Messenger RNA from Ostrea edulis (European flat oyster), 3278 nucleotides. RefSeq lists its product as uncharacterized. The record is from RefSeq and is a predicted model, not a curated record. The transcript is spliced from 8 exons. NCBI's taxonomy places the organism in Eukaryota, Metazoa, Mollusca, Bivalvia, Ostreida, Ostreidae. Bases 359 to 1003 code for a protein of 214 amino acids.
AAAUCGGACCUGCUGGUACAUAGUCAAAACGUACUUCAUAUCAGUUGAAUUUUGGUUAAUUUGAUUCCCAUUUGCCCGCCAUAUUAUUCAGAGUACAUGUACAUGAUUAAAUAUAAUCUCCUGAGGAAAGGGACUAGAUGUUUACUAUUUUCAAACCAAGUGAUAUAUGUGUCUUUCUUGUCGACCUGCAGCUAAUCCUAAAGCUUAGACAAUGAACAACUAUCUUUUUAGUUGUCUACUUUCGUUUUAAUAUUUGGCAAGAAGUUUUCUCAAAUGGGCACAAUCAACAGGAUUAUUACUGCAUGUAAAAGAUUAACUUAAGAUUGGAUUGGGAAAUAUCUUUUAACAGAGCGCAGAGAUGAUGUCCAACUGUUUUAUAAAUAAUUCUGCCAUAAGUUUCAUCAUCAUUUUUAUGCUUUCCAAAUUAAAUGGCAACACUUGCAACAUAUAUAAUACAACUUGCCUUGCCUCCUGUCCUACAAUAAAACGAGUACACGCUUGCCCAGUUAACGAUGAAGAGAAGAAAGAAAGAGAAAAACAAAUGGCCUGCGAAAAAAUUACACAGACAUGCUCAGAACCGCAUCGUUUCAAAUACCACUGCAUCAUUGACGAGCGGGGAGAUCUGAUGGAAAUUUGCGCACCGAUGGUUUGCAUCUUGGGGCAAUACUGUGCUGAAUUUAACUUAGGGGGUGGAUUGGUUCAGGAACACUUCGAUCGAAACUGUACAAGCUGUCCAUUCAAGUAUGAUUCUUCUACACUGUACAGAUAUAGUUGGUCAAACACGGACCCCUGGACACACCAGAGGUGGGAUCAGGUGCCUAGGAGGAGUAAGCAUCCCCUGUUGACCGGUCACACCCGCCGUGAGCCCUAUAUCCUGAUCAGAUCCAGAAUGUUUUCCUCACUCAAAAUACUCAAACACUCGGUCCAAGAAAACGAAACCAAGGCACAGCUCUACAAACAGAUAUCCCAUUUUCAUCGUCUUUCUGAUCCUUGGUUUGAAUGAUCCGGAUUCGGAGAUGCUGUAUGCCUGAGAGAUACAUCGUGCAUAUCAGUACUAAUUUUUGUACAGUCGUGUUACAGGAAAAGGUGGAAUUUUGCAUAGUGAUUGGACAAUUUGGUACUUUUUAAGAGUAAUGUAAAGAUGUUAGCAUAAUCUGUAUGAAGAAAAAAGACGAUUUCUGCACUGUUAGAUGAACUGAAAACAAUAUUGAUCUAACAUAUUGAGCACAAUGCUGUACGAGUAUGGCAUAGUGUUUGUGUGGAGAGAGAGAGAGAGAGAGAGAGAGAGAGAGAGAGAGAGAGUUGAUAUGCAUGUAUUCAUUGAUCUGUAUCUCAAGAAAAAUGUUGCUGAAAAGUAGCGUUAUUUAGUAUGCUAUGUGUCCGAAAGGAAUCUCAUAAAGCACCAUGAGAACACUUAGUUUUAGUUUGUAAAAGCUGUUGUUCUACAUAUGGUUUGUGAUGGGUCUCUCUAGAGUUACAGUCAACAGUUAACAGAUGACCAUUUACAAUAAUCUAUUUCACAUUCCGCACUUUGGAAAUCUAUUGAAACCCCUUUAAAGCAUGACAACUAACACUCUAUUGAUCUUUACUUUUCAGGUAGGCCAAUCUUCCUUUGCAUGUAUUGGCAUUAAAAUAUGUAAAGUUGAUAGCGCUUAAAAGUUCAUUUAGUGAUUGAGUAAAUUCACAUGAAUAGCGCUGCCGAAAUUAGAAGCUAGAUGAUCAUACGUCAUACCAUUCCUCCAGAAACCAUAUCUAAACAUUUAGUACUUUUAACAUUAUACACAUUUAAAUGCAAUAGUGAAUACCGGAUAAGAGCAUUUUGAAAUGUCUAGCUAAAAUGCACACUUUUAACACAUAUGCAGUGAUACAUAUUUUUUUUCCUUCGUAUGAACACCGUCACUUUGGUAAUUUUUUUUUUCAAAAUAAAACUCUUCUUCACCUUUCUAUAUAUCAUUGCAAAAUAUGUCGACGAUUAUGAGAGUUCAUAGUAAACUAUCAACGAUUCAUCUCUAAUAAAGAAAAUCCUAGUCCAAAAUUGUCAAUGAAUUGUAUCUUGUCUCUGGAAAUAAUGCCCUUUGUUCAAACCGUUUCAUAUUAUAGCAUGUAUGUGAUGCGCAGUUGCUCUUCUGUAUUAUUGGAGUUUACCACCAAACGUAAUGGAUUUCUUGUACUUUAUAUGAUGUUUUAUUUUUUAUUUUGAGAACUAAGUACUGACACACAAUAUCUUGCGCUAUCAGGAUGUAAUCAUGGUAAAUGUUCAUGCAAGCUUUGCACGGUCAUCCCAUGAUAAAAGGAAGAAGGUAGAUCAAAUAAUUUCAAAUUUUGUUUGAAAUUUGAAAUUUCUCAUAUUAACUUGUACAGAUGUAAAUGCAUACUUUUUAAUUGUCUAAUGUUAUGGUUGUUCAUUAAUUAAAACUCUCCAUUCGUUUCGAGGAAAUUAAGCAAAUAUCGUACUCCCCUUCAGCUCCCCUUCAGGUGUGUGAAAGGAUCAUGACUGUUGAGGUUACUUAAUAAAGGUAUAAUGUUGAGAAUCCCACAUCAAUUGUCAUCUUCUAUUUUUAACUAUUUAGUUUUUAAUUUUUAAUUAGCAACCUGUAAUGAUAAUUGGUGGAGUUUAUGAGGCAUAAUGACAUAUAAAUGAAAAACAGCUGAAAAUAACGACCAUUUAUCAAUCUCAUAAUCAAUAAGCAUCCAUUGCUUACUAACCUCACCCGCCAUGAGUUCUUUAUCUUUAAUACUUAACGGAAGAAUCUGUAUUCAAAAUCAGUAUGUAAGGAACGGCUGAACAAUUGGUACGAAACAUGUCAAACCGCGUUCGACCAACAUGUCAGAUUGCAUUUGUAAAUAAGAGCAUUCAUAACAGUAUGAAAUUUGCAAAAUGCUGACUUUAAAUGAGGUUGUUGAAUCUCCUGUAACAUCAACUUAUCUGUCAGUAGCCUGUCAUGGUUUAACAAUUGGUGAUACGCAGAUCAUCUUUUCGUGUAUCGUAUCAUAUGAGAUACAUAAAUACCAUACAUAGGUGAAAGGGGAUGACACUAAAUAAAUAUGGACAGUGUACGAUGGUGUUGCAAAGGUUCAGUUGCUAGACUACUGUUAUCGCCUAUUUCCCUUAAAAUAUUAAAAUAUGAACCACAUUUGAUAUGCACUGUAGAAUGAAAGUGAAUGUUGGUAGAUAAACGUUAACUAUGUCUCUAUAUGUCGUCAGAAUGGAUUGAAUGUAUAAGAUGGAUAUCAAAAUACCGCAUGAGACACAUCAAAACAAAAGAAAGUACCAUUUA